This is a messenger RNA of Cucurbita pepo subsp. pepo (vegetable marrow), 1609 nucleotides long. Lineage: Eukaryota; Viridiplantae; Streptophyta; Magnoliopsida; Cucurbitales; Cucurbitaceae. The record is from RefSeq and is a predicted model, not a curated record.
AAGGUACAUGUGCUUCCAUUUGUUUCCAUUCCUUCCCUACUCUCCAUUCCGAUAAAUACUCCUCGCCGUUUCUUACGUUCUUCCAUUCUCAAUCACCGCUUCAACCUCCCAUCUUCCAAUUCCAUCCACACUCUAACAUAAGGUGCGUUUAGUAUUGAAAAUCAAGUGCAGUUGGGAAGAAGAUUUCAUAACUGAAGUUUUAGCGAAAUUCAUCAACAUGGCUGAUGAAUCUGUAGCUAUCCCAAUUAUGGGAAAGGAAGAGAAGACAAAGGUUGAAGUUGAGUCUGAGGUUGUUAAGGUGGAUGAUGAGGUGGAGAAAGAAAAGCAUGAGGUUAAGAUCAAGAGCAAGGAGGCUAAAUAUGAAGAUGGAAAGAAAGAGAAGACGGAGGUCGAGGUUCAACUCAAGAGCUCAUCAGGGAGGAAAGAGAAGAUGAAAGAUGUUGAGAAUGAAAAGGAGAAGAAGAAAGAAGAGAAGCAGAGGAAGAAGGAUGAAGGCAAAGAUGAAAAAGAAGCAAAAAAGAAGAACAAAGAUGAGGAUGGAGCAGAGAAGGAAACAGAAGUGAAGAAGAAGAAGAAGGAAAAGGAGAAGGAAGAGGAGAAGAAAGAGAAAAAAGAUGAAAAGAAACAUAAGAAGAAAGAUGGGAAGUGUGGGGAGAGUGAUGAAGUGAAAGAAAAAAAAGACAAGAGGAAGGAAGUUGAGGAUGAUGAAGAGUGUGAAAAAGAAGAGAAGAAACAGGAAAAGGGUAAGAAGGAUAAAGAGAAGGAGAAGGGUAAAGGUGGUGAUGCAGUGGAAGAUAAGAAGGUGAAGAAAGGAAUUGAGAAUGAAGAAGAAGAAGAAGAAGACGAUGAUGAUGAUGAUGAUGAUGGUAAAGAAGAGAAGAAGAAGAAAAAGAAAGAAGAGAAGGAAAAGAAGAAGAAGGAGAAAGGAGGAGAAGAAGAAGAUGAUAGUAAAGAAGAGAAGAAGAAGAAGAAGAAGAAAGGAGGAGAGAAGGAACAGGAGAAAAAGGAGAAAGGAGAAGAUGAUAUUAAAGAAGAAAAGAAUGGAAAGAAGGAGAAGAAGAAGAAAGAGAAGGAAGAUGAAACGAAGAGCAGCAGCAGAAGCAGGGAAAUAGAGAUAGAAAUAGAAAUAGAAGUAGAAGAAGAAGCAGGUGAGAAGGGAGCUUGUAGAGGAGGAGGAGGAGGAGGAGGAGAAGAAGAAGAGGAGAAGGAUAACGAGAAGAAAAACAAGAAAGAUAAAGAAGAAAAGAAGAAGAAAGUAGAAGAGAAAAACAAAAGUAGAGAUCUGGGGAAAUUGAAACAGAAACUAGAGAAGAUGGAUGUUAAAAUCAAUGCCUUGCUCGACAAGAAGGCAGACAUUCUGAGGCAAAUAAAAGAAAUUGAAGACGCAAAUUCCAACACUGUUGCUGCUGCUGCAAAACCUACGGAAGAAGUGGCAUAACUUUGGUGGGACUUAUUGAUUGUUGGGAUGUAUUGUUGUUGUUCCAAGGUUUUUACAGUAUCUUAUCUUCUCUGUUUCAAUGAGUUUGUAUUGUAUUGUAUUGUAUUGUAUUGUAUUGUAUUGUAUUGUAACAUACACAUGUUUAAUGGACAGUGAUUGUUGUUUCUUUUA